AUGCCUCGAACAUCAUCAACAUCAACACAUGAUCAUGGAAAUUACACAAGGGAGACCUUCUCCUACAAACAUUACGCCUUUGAUAGACACCUAAAUAUUCUCGGUAACUCUCACACAGAUAUAAGUAUGGUAACGUUUCUGAACCGAAGUGUCUUCCCGCUUCAAGAGCCUCAUUCACAACAAGAAACCGCCAGUCCACUCAACAACGGUCACCAUGAAUUAGGAACCGAGAGGCUCUUCACGAGUCAAAUCCUCAGCUCAAUCGUCGUCGUCGUUGCCAACGCCGUCAUUGUGAAGUACACUCAACGUCAUAUUGUAUGUAUAUCGAUGCAAGAGUCAUUCAACCCAUCAAGUAUCAGCUCACUGCCGGGGUCCUCUCCGAGACGAGAAAGGAAACUGCCCGUGCUACUCUCUGUUGUUCUAAGUUGCUUGACAGCUAUUCGCCACGCAGAUAUCCUUUUCCUAUCAACGAACCGCAACACCUCAGUCGACAACUCGGCUCACCUCGGACUCGGAAGCCGCGUGGGCAAAAAGUCCAAUCCGGACGGACGGGCCACCCCAGACCUGCGAACUCUUUUCUCACUUACGCACACAUCUCUCUCCUACUCUCUCCUCUCCGUCCCCUCAUCCGUCCGUCUUUGCACCGCGUGGGUGCCCGUCCGCCCACAAUCCGAUCCAAGAAAGUUUAUCGAGCAACCGAUUCGGGGCGAGUUGCACUCCUUUCCUCAACCCUCCCUCCCCUCCAUCUCCUUCCGCACGGGGACAGUCAGUUCGGUCAGCAGGUCACGCACGGUGGUCCCGUCACCAGAGCGUGCGAGAAACUUUGGCAAGCCAAGGCAAGUCAAGGGGGGAAACAACAACACCACCACCCGUGACGAGGACCCGAAAGAAGACACAAGAAUCACACAAGGCCAAGGGGCGAACACACGGCACACUGCGGACAAUGAUAUGGAACUGGAACUCUUUUACAAUCCCACCGAUUCGGGUCAAGCCAAGCAAAAAGAGAAGACAUUGCCGGCGCGCAAGUGGCAGCAUAUUGACCCCGUCACGGAUACUCCAUUUUCUCUAUCUAUAUUCCUCGCCCGGUACAUUUGCCAGAAACAGGCAAAGGCAUCCCGCAGCCGCCCUUUCCCGUCAAUCAAACCCCACGUACCACCACGCGAUGCUUUUCCACGCGUUCACGACUCGCCGUGUGAUCUGAUUCUCUCCGUACGACAUCCGGGCAUACUCUCUUCCAUGAAUCUGGGACCACCCGGGGCCCUCGCACAUAACGGCAGGCAAAGCCGCUGGGGGGAAGGCGGCCCACUACCGAGCAAAGCGGAAGCCAGCAUGCUGUGUAUAUGA
Molecule: messenger RNA, 1344 nt
Organism: Colletotrichum lupini
Lineage: Eukaryota; Fungi; Ascomycota; Sordariomycetes; Glomerellales; Glomerellaceae
Exons: 7
Coding region: 1-1344 (447 amino acids)
Source: RefSeq, a predicted model, not a curated record